Messenger RNA from Gossypium arboreum, 2801 nucleotides. RefSeq names its product TORTIFOLIA1-like protein 4. The coding region runs from base 301 to 2241 and encodes 646 amino acids. The record is from RefSeq and is a predicted model, not a curated record. Gene Ontology annotation, cellular component: microtubule. NCBI's taxonomy places the organism in Eukaryota, Viridiplantae, Streptophyta, Magnoliopsida, Malvales, Malvaceae. Gene Ontology annotation, molecular function: microtubule binding. The transcript is spliced from 5 exons.
UGUUAAACCCGUGAAGCUAUUGUUAUUGAUCGUAGAUGAUAUUAAUAAUUAAUGGAAUGGAUAAAAGAUGCAGUAUUAUCCUGUGAUCCGGUCUUAUUGGUUGAAUAUUUAGGUCCGUUUCAUAUUGGCGUCGGCACAAAUAUAUAUAUAUAUAUAUAUUAGACCCCCAUCCUGUCCUGCCGCAAUUUCCUAAAAUUUCUCCGCCAAUUCCAGUUUCCUCUCGAAUGCUGCUGCAAGUGUUAGACCCAAAGGUUAGAAGGGGAAGGCGUCGCGGAUAUCAUAGCUUAGCCAUAAACAACAAUGUCUUCUAAGAAUCGGUCACCGCAAAGUCCUCAACAGCAACUGCACGAUCUCAAACAACGCGUUUUCACUUGCCUUAACAAACUCGCCGACCGCGACACUCUCGCUCUCGCUUCCGCUGAGCUCGAGUCCAUCGCUCGGAACCUGACUGUCGAUUCCAUCUCUCCCUUCCUCAACUGCCUUCACAAUACCGACUCUUCCGCCAAGUCUCCCGUUCGGAGGCAAUGUGUAAUCCUUUUGACUUUGAUGUCUCAGUCGCACGGUAACGUCUUAUCUCCCCACCUUUCUAAGAUGAUUUCCACCCUUGCUCGCCGCCUCCGUGACCCCGACUCCGCCGUCCGGUCCGCUUGUGUCGAGGCAACGACCGCUAUGUCGUCUCACAUCACGAAGCCUCCAUUUUCUGUUUUGUCGAAGCCUUUGAUCGAAAUGCUCGUGGUGGAGCAAGACGUUAACUCGCAGAUCGGUGCGGCGAUGUGUUUGUCCGCGGCGAUCGAGGCGGCGCCGGAUCCCCAGACGGAGCAGCUUAAGAAGGUGUUGCCGAAGUUGGGGAAGUUAGUGAGGAGCGAGAGUUUCAAAGCGAAAGCGGCUGUGUUUGGAGUUAUUGGAAGCGUCGCUAGUGUUGGCGGUGCCGGAAGUAAAGGAGUCCUGGAUUGGUUUGUGCCAUGCGCGGUGGAGUCUUUGAGUAGCGAAGACUGGGGAACGAGAAAGGCGGCGGCGGACGCGUUAGGGAAGGUGGCUAUGGCGGAGAAAGAACUGGCAGCUGAGUAUAAAGCGGCGUGUGUGACCGCUCUUGGCAAUAAGAGGUUUGAUAAGGUAAAGAUUGUCCGAGAAACCAUGAAUCGUAGUUUGGAUUUAUGGAAGGAUGUUCCUGGAGUUUGUGAGGAAGUCUCCACCACUUCUCAAUCCGACUCAUCUUCAAUAGAUAAUGGUAGCGUUGGAUGCUUUACUUCAGUUUCCAAAGGUAUGAAUGAUGUUGGUUUUAGAACUCCCCAAUCAAAAAAAGUUGUCCCUACGAGCAGGUCCCCUCCUUCUGAUGCCUCGGCUGCGUCCACUGCCAAGAAAGAGACAUCCCUGAAAAGUAAUAAUAGCAACAGUAACACUCGUAGGCUGGACCGCUCAAAAUCUUCUGAUUGGAAGAUUGAAACUGUUCAGCCGAAGUCUUUGUUUUCUGAGGCCUCUGGUAAUUACAAUAUCAAAAGGAGUGUAUCCUUUGGCAAGGCCCAUGACGAAAAAGUGCAGAAAUUUGGCGGUUUGAGGUCUCGGUCUCAGGUGCUUCCUUUUCAUGACGAGGAGAAUUUAGAUGUUACUGAUAAAAAUGCUGCUCUAGAUGUCGAUGAGAGUCCAAAAGACAUCGAGGAUCUGUGUUUGAUCCGUGAACAACUUGCUCAGAUUGAAGAUCAGCAGUCCAAUCUAUUGAACCUCCUCCAGAAAUUCAUUGGGAGCUCCCAAAGUGGGAUUAAUUCUCUAGAGACACGCGUAAAUGGCCUGGAGAUGGCUCUGGAUGAAAUAUCAUAUGACUUGGCCAUUUCAAGUGGCAGGAUUCUGAACAUGGAUUCUACAGAUAACACAUGUUGCAAGCUGCCUGGUGCUGAAUUUUUGAGUCCCAAGUUCUGGAGGAAAACUGAAAGUCGGUUUUCUACUUCAAGGUUACCUUCUUCGGGGCGCAUGCUUUCGCUAAAUGCAGUACAUAACUUAUAUGAUAAAGAUUCUGGGGGUGAAAUGUAUAAGCCAGCAUACAGCCGAGGAUAUCAGCGUCAAGCUGGAAGUGGAUUUGUUAUGAACCCAGUGGGUGAUGCUGGCAGUGACAUAAGAGAUAAUCCAGGGUUCUCAAAGAACACCAUUCAAAAUGCUGAGAGGUUCCAGGUUGGCAAUGCUAGUGCUUCUGAUGGGACUUCCCUGGUUAGUUGUACAGCUCCAACGAACCUUAGCAGCAGAUUUUGAGCUUAACUUGGAUUGAAGUUGGGGGUGUUUGAAGAAGCAGCUGAAGCUAGCGGAGAAGCACCUUGGAGAAUGGAGGUUGAAGAUGAAAUGAUACGAUGUAAUCGUAGAUCAUGUAAUGAUGAGGUGCAGCAUUCUGGGUUGUUACAGGAGAUAGUAGAUUUACUUUUUGAUUCCGUGAGUAAAUUAACUGAAAAAUGCCAAUGGCUGGCUUUCGCGCAAGGCAGGCACAGAAUAUAUGGUGUUCCAACAGAAACCUGUCCCCCUCACUGAGUGGGUUUGCAGUAGAGGCGGGGAGGUCCCUUCCGUGUACAGAGAGACUAUGUGCAUCUCGUUUUUAUCUUUUCUUGUUACUAGUUCUUGUGUACUGCAUAUAAAAUUUCAAUCCUAGGCCAUCAAGUUUUUCAUAAAUUGAACCCCCAAGAAAAGAAAAGACAAGAAAAGAAAGAACACUUCCAACAUGCUAGUAGUUACUUCUCGUGUUGUAUUAUAUGACACGAAAAUUCAAUACGGAUUUAGAGUUAAUAAUGUAAAAUAUCUCAAUUUAAGGAUGAGUUUGUAAA